AUGGAGAAGAGCCUAGCAAACAAAGUUGUGGUCAUCACCGGUGGAGCCGAAGGUAUCGGCUACGAGGUCGCCGACAAAUAUCUAUCAAAAGGCGCCAAACUAGUUUUCCUUCUUGACAUCAACGAAAAAUUUGGCAAUGAAUCCGUCAAAAAAUUAUCCGCCAAAUAUGGAGCCAACAAGGCUAUAUUCAUGAAAUGCGACGUCACCACAGACCUAGUACCUGUAUCGAAAAAGAUUUUCGAAAAUUACAAGGUCGAUGUCCUCAUCAACAACGCUGGAAUUCUCAACGACCGCUUGCUGAAGAAGACCAUCGACAUCAAUGUUACUGCAGUUAUUGAAUGGGGUCUGACCUUCUGGGACCACAUGAGGAAGGACAGGGAGUCGACCAAUUUUUACCUGUUUGCUGUGAUGGGAUUCACAAAGUCUUUGGGCCACAAGGCCAACUACGAAAGAACCGGAGUACGAGUAGUAGCAAUGUGCCCUGGAUUUACUGAGACAAAAUUGACUGCGCAACCACAGGCCUGGGACAUGGGACAAGACAAAGAAUUCGAACAGUUCCUCAAAGCUCAAGCUUGGCAGAAAGUGGAGUCCGUGGGUAACGCUGCGGUGGAUAUCUUCGAAAAAGGUGAAAGUGGAACAGCAUGGCUCAUUGAGGGAGCUAAACCUAUUGUUGAAGUCGCUAAGUAA
This is a messenger RNA of Spodoptera exigua (beet armyworm), 687 nucleotides long. The record is from the annotation of a GenBank genome assembly. Lineage: Eukaryota; Metazoa; Arthropoda; Insecta; Lepidoptera; Noctuidae.